Molecule: messenger RNA, 726 nt
Organism: Cylindrotheca closterium
Lineage: Eukaryota; Bacillariophyta; Bacillariophyceae; Bacillariales; Bacillariaceae
Source: the annotation of a GenBank genome assembly
AUGUUUGUGUCUGCAACUAUUCUCUUAAUUGCAUUGGUAGGGUCUGCUUCUGCCGCCGACGACAGCUUCAACGUGAAACUCAAAUUUCUGGAUGAGGGAAUCACAGUUGGUUUGGAUACUGGGACGUUCGUUCCUGCAGCCGAUGAUAACUUGGUCUCCAGUUGCGAACCCUUGGAUUUCUUGAGCCUCUGUACAUCACCACAAUGUGAAAAGUAUGACAGAUCGAUUGACGUCUUCUCAGAUCUAAUCAGCUUUGAGGGACUAAAAGACGUCAGUAUUGAAACCAAUGCCCCAUAUGCCAUUCACAUCGAUAAUCGCAAUGAAGUUACUUUGACCGUUUAUGGGCCAAACGGAUCACUGGAUUACUUUGGUUUUGAAACAUUCUGUACAGGGUACAAUGGAUUUGAAAGUGAUCCUUUGUGCGCUCAGCUUCCUAAUGUUCCUGACCGCAUCGAGCAAAACUUUUGGAACGGAGGUGCAAACCCAGGUGCUGGAAACACUAGUUGGGGAAGCUGCAUCAAAUGUUCUGAUUUUUGUCAUGUGGCAACUGAAUUUUAUGGUGAUAGUACCUGCGACUUUCUCUGCGAUGACUCUGCUUGGGGUGAUUGGGGUGAUUUCGUUCUUCCAGGAAUACAGGAGAGUGCAGGUACAAAUGCAAAGAAUGGCGUGGCUACUUGGCUCGUUGGCUUAAGUUUGACAAGUCUUGCUCUUUUUGUUGGUCUCUAG